AAAAAUUAAGAUAUUUAUCACUUGUGUUUUUGCUUGUUCAACAUCUCUUCCCACUUCCUGUUGGCUGACACUUCUGAAUGACUUCAAAGUGUCUGCUGCACAUUUAGAAGAACACCCGAAAUCGGAUUUGCCUACAGUAUGAGCUUCAAUACGUCUGUUGCCCAUCAAUCCAAAGUUUACCAUGAGAAAACUACAUUGGACAUUGUCUGCUACACCAUCAUUGUUCUCUUAGGCACCACUGGGAACUCUGUGGUCAUCUGGGUGGCCGGCAUCCUUUUGAAACCCAGCAUAAACAACGUAUGGCUGAUCAACCUUGCCGUGGCUGACCUGAUCUUCUGCAUGACACAAAUGACCUCUCUCAUCAAGAUUUUCAUUGGCUACUGGCCUUUUGGAGACUUUAUCUGCAAGUUAAAGGGCUUUUUGAUGUAUGCCAACAUGUUCUGCAGUGUUUUUCUUCUGGCUGUCAUCAGUGUGGAUCGAGUGAUCUGCGUGUGGUGCCCAAUAUUUACCAGGAAGAGACGGACUUUAUAUGCUGCUCGUCUGAUCAGUUUGGGGGUUUGGAUUGUGGCAGUGAUCUUCAGUUCACCAUACUUUGCAUUUUGGAAGGUCUACCUUGACAAAAACAACAACAGCAGAUGCUUAGUAAAGAGACAAGUAAAGGGCAGCGAGACUGAGUAUUUUACCUACAUUCGCUUCUUUUGUGGAUUUCUUUUUCCUUUCCUGGUGAUCUUCAUCUGCUACACACUGGCUGCUAUUGGGAUUCGCAGAACGAGACUCUCCGGCAAAUCAAGGCCUCUCCGGAUUCUCGCUUUAUUGGUUGUUGCAUUUUUCUUAUGCUGGGCACCUUAUCACAUCCUACGUCUCAAAAAGCUAUGGAAUAGAACCGACACAUAUGGGAUAUGGCAUAUGGCUACAAACUUAGCUUAUUUUAACAGCUGUGUGAACCCAAUUCUUUACUUUUGCAUGGGACUGAAUCUCAGGCGACGCAGCGGUCAAAGCCUGUUUGGGAUUUUUCACAGAGCUCUUAAAGAAGGUCAAAUUCUGUCACAGAACACCACAAUAGAGGAAUGUUCAAGUAGACCUUUAUCACUAGAAUUGGAACCUGUGUCACCACCAUGUUAAGUUAAUUACAGAUACAAAUUUUAAACUAUUAAAAUGCUCUUGUCUCAUUGAAUGGUUCUUCUUUAUAUCUGUAGUGUCCUUUCCUAAGACUUAAAACUUUUUAUUACAUUUAUCACAUAGUAUUUACUUUGGUCCUUUUUUGUAUUUUAUAGUAAUAGAUAAUAUGUCUAUUUUGAUAAAGUAAAUGACACAUGAUGGAAUGACUGAGCUUUGUCACUUUUUAAAUUGUACCGAAUCCUCCGAUGCAACAGAAUGCUUAUGAAGAUGUUUUUC
Messenger RNA from Misgurnus anguillicaudatus (oriental weatherfish), 1395 nucleotides. Lineage: Eukaryota; Metazoa; Chordata; Actinopteri; Cypriniformes; Cobitidae. The record is from RefSeq and is a predicted model, not a curated record.